AUGAAUAAAAUAAAUUUAUAAAAGAAACAAAAAUAAAAAUAAAAGUUUAUUCCUUUAGGAUUUGUAAUCAAAUACGAUCCUCCUGUUAUUGGUAUCAAAUAAAUAUAUAUAUUAAAGGAUUAUUAUAUAAGAGAAGUAUACAAGAAAAUAAAAAAAAAGUUUAUAACAUUCAUUUAUAAAAUCUAAUAAAAUUAGAUGAUGAAGUUGAGAUAACCAAAUAAUUAUUUGAAGAACAUCCUGAAUUUUUAGAUCCUGAUAUCAUUGAACCUGAAUAAGUUUUAGGUUUAGUAUAGAGAUUGAUCGAAUUUAGAUAAAUAAUGGAGAGAGAUGAUGAUGAUGAGGAAUAUUAAGAUGAAGAAACUGAUAGUCACAUAAUUGAUGAAAUGUUUGAUUGA
Molecule: messenger RNA, 395 nt
Organism: Paramecium pentaurelia
Lineage: Eukaryota; Ciliophora; Oligohymenophorea; Peniculida; Parameciidae
Source: the annotation of a GenBank genome assembly